Molecule: messenger RNA, 898 nt
Organism: Aspergillus versicolor CBS 583.65
Lineage: Eukaryota; Fungi; Ascomycota; Eurotiomycetes; Eurotiales; Aspergillaceae
Exons: 5
Coding region: 80-898 (272 amino acids)
Source: RefSeq, a predicted model, not a curated record
CUUCUCUCAAAUCUUCCAGACUCGCGGAAACCUCCACUGCUUCAGUGAAUUCGAUUUGAGACACCUCCAAACUUCAACCAUGUCCCGCCGCCUCUACACCGUUUUCGUGGCUCAGCUUGCCCUCAUGCAGAUGGUCAUGGCUGCCCCUACCACCAGCACCGACAUUACCUCGCUCAACCCCUAUGACCAGGACUCGGACCUCAUUCUCGUCCCAAAGCCGGAGGAUCAGCACCGCAGUCUGAGUCCCAUCUAUCAUGAGGAUUGGAAACAUGUCAAAGAGGCCAGAGGCCCCCUUCCCAGCCAUCAGGUCAGAUGCGGGGCCGACGACCGCAGCCCACAAAGCUCGGAUGUCGAGGCAGGAAUCCGGGCACUGCACGCCAAAGGAGGCCCAGUCGUGCUCGAGGAGGGAAGGGCGACGUUUGGAGACUGUGACGUGCCGGUAGAGAGUCGUAUCCGACGUGCUUCUAUCUGGGUCUGCAACCGGACUGGGAGGGAUAGCUUGACCCUAUCGUCGUGGAGCAUGGUUGCCGAUGCGGCGCAGUUGAUUGUCGAUGACUGCAAAAGACAAGGCAUCCACGCCCAAUCUGAAGGAGAAAUCAGUUUUCCGGAUGGUUGGACAGUCAGUGUCCAUAGAAAUGGCUUCCUGGGAUUUGGGGUUAUAGUAGAAGCCAGACGCUAUUGGCAGCUCGUAAGGGAUGCGGUAAGAACCGGCUUCCCUGAGUUGAAGGGGAGGAUUGGUGCGGGAACUCCAGGUGCUGCCGAGACUGAUAGAGAGAUGACAUACGACAUGGAUGGGAGUCGGGUGACGGACGUAUUAGGGAUCAACUACACGUCCUUGGAGAAAGUAAUGGUGGAUACCUUUGCGCAAUUCCUAGAAGCUGAUAAGCAGGCUGGAUAG